AUGAAAGAAGUAGAUAAUCUUGAAAGUAUAAAGGAAGAAUGGGUUUGUGAAACAGGAUCUGACCACCAACCUCUUAGUGAUAAUCAACAAACAAAUUGUGAAUAUUUUGUUGACAGCCUUUUUGAGGAAGCUCAGAAGGUUGGUGCCAAAUGUUUGUCUCCCACUGAACAAAAGAAACAGGCAGAUGUAAGUAUAAAAUUAUGGAAAAAUGGAUUCACAGUCAAUGAUGAUUUCAGAAGUUAUUCUGAUGGUGCAAGUCAGCAGUUUCUGAACUCCAUCAAAAAAGGGGAAUUACCUUUAGAAUUACAGGGAGUUUUUGAUAAAGAGGAGGUCGAUGUUAAAGUUGAAGAUAAGAAGAAUGAAGUAUGUAUGUCAACGAAGCCUGUGUUCCAGCCCUUCUCAGGACAGGGUCACAGACUGGGAAGUGCUACACCAAAAAUUGUUUCUAAAGCGAAGGCUAUUGAAGUUGAGAAUAAAAAUAAGUUGUCUACUGUCCCACUAAACAGUCUGGAACCCAUCACUAAUAUACAGAUCUGGUUAGCCAAUGGAGAAAGGAUUGUCCAGAAAUUUAACAUUUCUCAUAGGGUAAGCCACAUCAAAGACUUCAUCGAAAAAUACCAAGGAUCACAAAGAAGUCCUCCCUUUUCCCUGGCAACAGCUCUUCCUUUCCUCAAAUUACUAGAUGAAACACUCACACUGGAAGAAGCCAAUUUACAGAAUGCUGUAAUCAUUCAGAGACUCAAAAAAACUGUGGAACCUUUUAAAGAACUUUCAUAA
This is a messenger RNA of Lipotes vexillifer (Yangtze River dolphin), 777 nucleotides long. It is a transcript of the gene UBXN2A, whose product is annotated as UBX domain protein 2A. The transcript is spliced from 6 exons. Gene Ontology annotation, molecular function: ubiquitin binding. NCBI's taxonomy places the organism in Eukaryota, Metazoa, Chordata, Mammalia, Artiodactyla, Lipotidae. Gene Ontology annotation, biological process: proteasome-mediated ubiquitin-dependent protein catabolic process; membrane fusion; Golgi organization. The record is from RefSeq and is a predicted model, not a curated record. Bases 1 to 777 code for a protein of 258 amino acids. Gene Ontology annotation, cellular component: cytosol; nucleus.